GACGCCAUUUUCCCUCACUCCUUCCGACCUUCCCACCUGCUGCCGCGAGUGCAUCUCCCGUGCUAAGCUAGCUUCGCCGGUGGCCGACACCAUACCCACCGCCACGCUACUCCGUCCCAGCUCACUAGAGCUGCCAAUCUGGAGAGCCUCUGCCUCCAUCGAUUGUUUUAUGCCUGGGUUCCAGUGCAAAUUAUGCCAAAAUUGCCGUAUUCCAAAGAACAGAAAAGUGAGAAAAUCUUUCACCGAAAGAGCAGAGUAGGUGUAUAGGUAGAAGAGAAGAGAGCGAGGCCAGGAGCAAGGCAUGACGAGCAAGACGAUGGCGGUGGUGCGACCAAGAUCGGCGGCGCACCUCUCUCUCCUCUUCCUGCUCCUCCUCGCCCCGCCUUGUUCCCCGCAGGAGCAAGACGACGGCGGCGGCGGCGUCGCCCUCCACGGGAGCUUCGUCCGCUGCGUCGCGCGCCUCUCGCCGGCGACCACCGACCCGUCCCGGCUCGUCCACGCACCGUCGGCGGCGUCCUACACUUCCCUGCUCAACGCCACCAUCCAGAACCUCCGCUUCGCCUCCCCACGGACGCCGCGGCCGGCGCUGCUCCUGACACCGGCGACCGUCGCCGAGGUGCGGGCCUGCGUCGCCUGCUGCCGGCGCCAGGGCCUCACGGUCCGCGCCCGCAGCGGCGGCCACGACUACGAGGGCCUCUCCUACCGCUCGGUCCUCCAGAGCGCUGGCACCGCCCGCCCCUUCGCCGUGGUCGACGUCGCCGCGCUGCGCGAUGUCCGCGUCGAUGCCGCGCGCCGCGUGGCGACGGUCGGGCCGGGCGCCACGCUCGGGGAGCUCUACUACGCAGUGGCGCGAGACAGCGGCGGGGCGCUGGGGUUCCCCGCGGGGAUCUGCCCCACGGUCUGUGUGGGCGGCCACCUCAGCGGCGGCGGGUUCGGCCCCAUGAUGCGGAAGCACGGGCUGGGCGCGGACAACGUGGUGGACGCCGAGGUGGUGGACGCCGACGGGAGGCUCCUGGACCGCGCGGCCAUGGGCGAGGGCCACUUCUGGGCGAUCCGCGGCGGUGGGGGCGGGAGCUUUGGCGUGGUGGUUUCCUGGACGGUGCGGCUGGUCCCCGUGCCGCGCGUCGUCUCCGCCUUCACCGUGCGCCGCCUGGUCCGCCGCGGGGACCGACGGCAGACCCAGGCGACGGUCCGGCUGCUGGCCAAGUGGCAGCGCGUGGCGCACGCGCUCCCCGACGACCUGUUCGUGAAGGCGGCCAUGGAGCCGGAGCUCGACGACGCCGGCGAGAGGCACCCGCUGGUGACCUUCAAGUCGCUGUUCCUCGGCGGCAACUGCAGCGGGAUGGUGGCGGAGAUGAGCGCCCACCUACCGGAGCUCGGCGUCACGGCGAGCGACUGCAGAGACAUGAGCUGGAUCCAGUCAAUGCUCUACUUCUACGGGUACACGAGCGGGCAGACCGCCGCGGAGGUGCUCCUUGACCGGAGCCUGCAGCCCAAGGACUACUACAAGGUCAAGCUGGACUACGUGACGACCCCGAUCCCGGCGGCCGGGCUGGCGGGGCUCCUCGCCAGGGUGGUGGAGGACAGGGGCGGGUCCAUCGACGUGGACCCACAGGGUGGCGCCAUGAGCGCGACACCGGAGUCGGACACGCCGUACGCGCACCGGCGAGGGUACCUAUACAACGUGCAGUACUUCGUCAAGUGGGGCGGCGACGCCAACGUGUCGUACGAGGACGCGCACCUCGGGUGGGUGCGGGGCGUGCACCGGUGGAUGACGCCGUACGCGAGCGCGAGUCCCCGGGCGGCGUACGUCAACUUCAGGGACCUGGACCUAGGGCAGAACGUGGAUGGGAAGACGACCUACGAGGCCGCCAGGGCGUGGGGGGAGAUGUACUUCAGGGGCAACUUCAGGAGGCUGGCCAUGGUGAAGGCCGAGGUGGAUCCUGACCAGGUGUUCUGGAGUGAGCAGAGCAUCCCUCCCCUGUUUGAGGUUGGGGAGGAGACAGGGGAAUGGCACAGUCAGAGUGGGUUGUUUUCAGACAGUUGAUGAGUGAGCUUCUCUUUUCUCGGCUGCAAAUACCGUUUCUUGAUUUAUCAUGAAAGAAAAACAUCGUUGAAUGGUUGACAGAUUCGGCAAUAGAAUGUGAUGUACCUGCCCCAAGUGUCAAUAGCCAAUGGUGCAAUAGAACGACACAGUGAUAUAUGAAUCAUAUAUUCAUGAAUUACGAAAGGCGACAGGGUGAUUUCUAAAUUCUGCAUGACAUCUUGUUGCUAGUUUCAGCAUUUUCUGUGUGGCAUUGCUGAAAUUGGGAGGCAAAGGAGUAUUGACGCCCAUGCUAUGUACAAAACCAGCACUGAAACUGCAUGGCCUCAACUGAAGAUGCAGUGGAGGUUGACAUAGAAAACCAGCUCGGCUUUGCCGCGCCCUCCGUGGAGUGGGUCAGCCUGUUUUUACAGAUUUUGUUACUCCUCUUUCUCUAUAUCUUCUCUA
This is a messenger RNA of Sorghum bicolor (sorghum), 2491 nucleotides long. Its product is annotated as berberine bridge enzyme-like 13. NCBI's taxonomy places the organism in Eukaryota, Viridiplantae, Streptophyta, Magnoliopsida, Poales, Poaceae. The record is from RefSeq and is a predicted model, not a curated record. Gene Ontology annotation, molecular function: oxidoreductase activity; FAD binding. Bases 302 to 2047 code for a protein of 581 amino acids. The transcript has a single exon.